AAAGUUCCACACUUUGCACCUUAAAUUGCAACCGGCCAAUCAAGUAUGAUGUAUAUGGACUCCCUGUCCGUCCCUCAUCAGAGUUCUGACGACGACGACGACGAGGAGAUCCCGCGCGCUCCCGGACACCGCAGUGGACAUCCCGAACAGGUACCUACCUACGAGCAAUUCACCGCUGAUGACAAAGACAUUCGCGGGGUUGGAUCAGCCCUUCAAGACUUCGAACUGAAGAUUGUUAGGUAAGCGAGGGUAAGGUGACAGUCAAGACGAACCAACUGGUGCUCGGAACGGCCGCCAAUGGCGCGACUCUCCCUCCGUCAGUCUGUCGCUCUGGAAUUCAUGACGAACCCGAGGAUUUGACCAACCACAGAAUAAUUGCCCGAUUCGGACAAAGCUCUCAAUGGGCUUCCAAAACGAAAGCAGCCUAGCGAUACCAGACGAGUAAACUGACGAUAUUCCACAUCGUGGCAAAGCUUCUUCCAACUUGAACACUUCAAUUAUGUAUUAUCAAGCUUUCUUGUUUGUUUCUCCAUCCCGAGAGAUUGGUAACCAACGGACCCAAGGCUGGACUCAACAUACGCGCGUUAUCUCCAGUCGCCAUGGCCCCCGUGGUCCCUUCCGCUUCUUCCAAGGCCUGCAUGCUGCAGAAUCCGCCAGGAGCACAUGAGGAAUCCUAUGCUGCCCCUGCAAUGCAAAAACCAAACCUCACACGUCCGAAUCCGGUAUCUAGUCUGACACUGGGUUUGCAAAGUUCCGUCUACCCUGAUCCCUCAAAUUCAAUGAGCACAAGUCCUCCACGCCGCAGAUAUAAAUCAGGCCACCCCAAGAGACACAAGGACUUCUUAUCCCCAUCCUCAUCUCACUCAUCAUCAGCAUCAGCAUCAGUAUCACAAGACUUGACUCGACUCCAUCACCUCAACCUACUUCGACCUCAAAGCACACUUUGACUAUCAGAAGCAUUACUCGUCCUCACAAACAACCAACAUCGCAACCAUGCCUCAGCUCGUUGGAAAGCAAGUUGGUCCCACUGGCUACGGCCUCAUGGGCUUCUGCACCAAGAACCCUCCCACCCCCAAAGAGCAAGCCUUCAAGGCCAUGCGCGCUGCCCUUGAAUCCGGCGCCAACUUCUGGAACGCCGGUGAAUUUUACGGCUCGCCUGACUGGAACACGCAAAAGCUUCUGGCUGCCUACUUCAAGCAGUACCCCGAAGACGCUGAAAAGGUUGUCCUCUCGGUCAAGGGCGCCUUCCUCUUCCCGCAGAUGAUCCCCGACUGCUCGCCUGCGGGACUCAAGCGCUCCAUCGACGCCUGUCUCGCCGACCUGGAUGGCACCCACAAGAUCGACAUCUUUGAGCCCGCCCGCAUUGACCCCAAGGUGCCGCUCGAGGAGACGCUCAAGUACCUCGAGGACGAGUACGUCAGCAAGGGCAUCAUUGGCGGCAUUGGUCUCUCCGAGGUUUCGGCCGCGACGAUCCGCAAGGCAGUCAAGAUCACCAAGAUCGCUGCGGUGGAGGUUGAGAUCUCCCUUUGGGCGACGCACACGCUGGAGAACGGCGUUGCUGAGGCUUGCGCCGAGUUUGGCAUCCCAUUGAUUGCUUACUCGCCCAUCGGCCAGGGCAUGCUCACGGGUCAGAUCAAGACGCUUGACGAUCUGGCCGCGGACGACUUCCGCAGGCAUUACCCCCGCUUCUACCCCGAGAACUUCCACUUGAACAUUCAAUUGGUUAGCGAGCUGAACGAGUUGGCCAAGAAGAAGGGAUACACGCCCGCGCAGUUGGCCAUCAACUGGGUCAAGUCACUGAGCAAGAAGCCCGGUUACCCGACGGUUAUCCCGAUCCCUGGUGCGACUACCGCGGAGAGGGUCAAGGAGAAUAACGUGGAUAUCGACUUGACUAGCGAGGACUUGAAGAAGAUUGAUGAGACGUUGAAAAAGUUUGAGAUUGCCGGAAGGAGAUACCCUGAUGCUGUGCCUAUUGACGGCUGAGUGGCGUCUGGUUUCUUCCUUGACUACCUUGGCAUAUAUAGACUCGACAGGUUUCUCUGUCUUCAUCACUUGUUCAGGAGAGUACAAUGGCGAAUGGGAAUAUACACGAGAAAGCCAGCAGUGGGAGUGGGGGAUUAGACAUUAGGUACUCAAUUCAGUCUGCUUCGUCUUCA
Molecule: messenger RNA, 2156 nt
Organism: Neurospora crassa OR74A
Lineage: Eukaryota; Fungi; Ascomycota; Sordariomycetes; Sordariales; Sordariaceae
Exons: 2
Coding region: 994-1983 (329 amino acids)
Cellular component (GO): cytoplasm
Source: RefSeq, a predicted model, not a curated record